Messenger RNA from Rhinichthys klamathensis goyatoka, 716 nucleotides. It is a transcript of the gene aamdc, whose product is annotated as adipogenesis associated, Mth938 domain containing. Gene Ontology annotation, biological process: positive regulation of fat cell differentiation. The record is from RefSeq and is a predicted model, not a curated record. The transcript has 4 exons. Bases 93 to 461 code for a protein of 122 amino acids. Lineage: Eukaryota; Metazoa; Chordata; Actinopteri; Cypriniformes; Leuciscidae. Gene Ontology annotation, cellular component: cytoplasm.
AAGCGUACGCUGAUUAGACGCUGGCCAGUAACGUACGUGGUGGGUGUGGCCUGCCGUCACACGAAGAAAAGCACAACACAAGCAAGAUUGGCAUGUCUUCUCCAGAGAUUGCUUCCUUAUCCUGGGGCCACAUGAAGGUCAAAGGUUGCUCUGCAUCCUAUAAAGACUGUAAAGUGUGGCCUGGUGGCAGCCGUGCCUGGGACUGGCGUGAAACCGGCACAGAUCAUUAUCCCAGUGUCCAGCCAGCUGAUCUGGAAGAGGUCCUGAGGAAAGGGGUGCAGACGCUGGUCAUAGGGAGAGGGAUGAGUGAAGCUCUACAGGUGCCUCCCUCCACCGUAGAUUACGUGAAGAAGCAGGGUGUCGACGUCAGGGUGUUCCAGACCGAGCAGGCUGUUAAAGAAUAUAACGCUCUGGCGGGACAGGGUGCUAAAGUGGGCGGGGUCUUCCACUCCACCUGCUGAUGACAUCAUUAACACAACCAGCUAAUUCAUUUAAUGCUGUGUUAAAAGUGCCUUACACUUCAAAUGAACAUUGUCUUCUUAAUAGAUGCUUUAUAAUUUGCUCUCUGGGCUAUUGGAGGAAAUAUUUUCCUUACUUUUGGUGAAAAAGUUAUUUGCUUUAUAAUCAAAUGAAAAUACCCCAUUAUUAUCACACACACCAGUGAUACAAAUGAACAAAAAACGAUUUAUUUAAGAUUAAACAUAAUUGUGAAAACA